AUGCGUCUUAUCGACUCUUCCAAAUUCCAAGAAGUUGCUCAGUUGUUGCUCAACGACAUCGUUGUUUCACUGUUACCUCCGACGGUAGCUAAGGAAGGCUUUCUGUGGCAACAUGUUUGGGGCCGUGGUGGUAGGCAUUGGCAUGGCAGGAAAUGCAAGAAUACAAGACAUGCUUGCUCCUCUGCCCUCUAGCGUGGCAGAAAAAUUCUCCAUCAAGGGGUUUGUGUGCAGGAGGACUCUGGGAGACAAGCAGGGGGUCCCACAGAUCCCGCUGGAGGAGGCGCUGUGUAGGAGCGACAUCCAGGUGGCCUUCGUGUGUACGGAAAACGCCAGCCACGAAGAACACAUUCGGCGGUUUCUGGAGGAAGGGAUGCAUGUGUCUGUAGAGUACCCCAUGACCCUUAGUUAUACCGCUGCAGUUGACCUCUGUGACCUGGCUCAGCAGAAGGGUUUGGUUCUGCAUGAGGAACAUAUAGAGCUCUUCACUCCUGACUUUAAACAGCUGAAGAAGGACAUAGCUGGGAAAAAGCUGGAGGAGGGAAGUCUCCAUUUCACAGGAGGUCUCCUGAAACCCGGUUUCGGCUUUCCCUCAUUUAGUGGCAUCGCCCGUCUGACCUGGUUGGUCGAACUGUUUGGCGAGCUCACACUAAAGGCGGCAACGACAGUUGAGGAUGAGGACAAGAAGCAUAUGAAGAUGACAGCCCACUUUUUAACCAAGGAUCAGAAGCCUCUGACCUGGGUCGAGGAGAGGGGCGAAGGGUUGGGCCGGGCCAAGCGCGUGCACCUGCGCUUCGACUCGUGCACGGUGACUGAGCUGCCCGCCGGCCAGAGGGAGCCUGUGGGCCUUUUCAUGCAGGACCUGGUGCUGUUCGGCCGCAAGCUGCAGGGAGACGUGCCGCCCGAGGAGUUGCAGGCGGAGCGGGUCCGGAUCCUCCACUGCCUGAGGCUGGCCGACGGCAUCCGGCAGCUGUGCCACAGAUAGCUGCCCUGAGACACUCUCUCACUGAGGU
This is a messenger RNA of Electrophorus electricus (electric eel), 1010 nucleotides long. It is a transcript of the gene blvra, whose product is annotated as biliverdin reductase A. Lineage: Eukaryota; Metazoa; Chordata; Actinopteri; Gymnotiformes; Gymnotidae. Gene Ontology annotation, molecular function: biliverdin reductase [NAD(P)H] activity; nucleotide binding; zinc ion binding. The record is from RefSeq and is a predicted model, not a curated record. Gene Ontology annotation, biological process: heme catabolic process.